CACUCAGAGAUGAGGAAUUACUCAGCUGUGACCGAGUUCUUUCUGGUGGGACUCUCCCAGUACCCAGAGCUCCAGUUUUGUCUGUUCGUGCUCUGCCUCAUCAUGUACAUGAUAAUCCUCCUGGGAAAUAGCCUCCUCAUUAUCAUCAGCAUCCUGGAUUCUCGCCUCCACACCCCCAUGUACUUCUUCCUUGGGAACCUCUCAUUCUUGGACAUCUGUUACACAUCAUCCUCCAUUCCUCCAAUGCUCAUCAUAUUUUCUGGGAGAAAAUCCAUCUCCUUUGUUGGCUGUGCUCUGCAGAUGGUUGUCUCCCUGGGGUUGGGCUCCACUGAGUGUGUGCUCCUGGCUGUGAUGGCCUAUGACCGCUAUGUGGCCAUCUGCAACCCCCUGAGGUACCCCAUCAUCAUGAACAGGGUGCUGUAUGUGCACAUGGCUGCAUGGUCCUGGAUCAUAGGCUGUCUGACUUCUCUAUUACAAACAGUCCUGACAAUGGUGUUGCCUUUCUGUGGGAAUAACAUCAUUGAUCAUAUUACUUGUGAGAUCCUGGCCCUUCUUAAACUCACCUGCUCAGAUAUCACCGUCAAUGUGAUUGUCAUGACAGUAACAAAUAUUGUUUUAUUGGUGAUUCCUCUGCUGUUGAUUUUCAUCUCCUAUGUUUUCAUACUCUCUUCCAUCCUGAGAAUUAAUUCUACUGAAGGGAGAAAAAAAGCCUUUUCUACCUGUUCGGCCCACCUGACUGUGGUCAUCUUAUUCUAUGGGUCAGCCCUUUUUAUGUACAUGAAGCCCAAGUCAAAGGGCACAAACGCUUCUGAUGAGAUCAUUGGGCUUUCUUACGGAGUGGUAACCCCGAUGUUGAACCCCAUCAUCUACAGCCUGAGGAAUAAGGAGGUGAAAGAAGCUGGGAAAAAAGUCCUGACACGAUACUUGCCUUUAUUAAAAACAUGAAAGGAUUUGAGGCAUAUGAUGUCCUAAAAGGGGGAAUAAUUUUGUCUUUUAUAUUCAAAGAUCAUGGUGUAAAAUCUACCAUUAUGGCAGCUUGUGUGUUUAUAAAGCCAAAUACGAGGCCCUCAACCUUUUCAACAAAAAAUGGAAAAAUGGGCAUGCAAAUCUUUGAAAUAGUGCCCAAUCUUCUGGGUUUCCAGCUCUAGCAGGUCUGCUAAUUUCUCCCAUGAAAAUCAUGAUGCUGUUCAACAAGAUAAAUUAAUUUGUCUCUGUCUCUGUCUCUCUCCCUCUUCUCUUCUCC
Messenger RNA from Sus scrofa (pig), 1243 nucleotides. The record is from RefSeq and is a predicted model, not a curated record. Lineage: Eukaryota; Metazoa; Chordata; Mammalia; Artiodactyla; Suidae.